Cuscuta epithymum is the source of this 2723-nucleotide messenger RNA. NCBI's taxonomy places the organism in Eukaryota, Viridiplantae, Streptophyta, Magnoliopsida, Solanales, Convolvulaceae. The record is from the annotation of a GenBank genome assembly.
UAAAACUCUGCUACGCUUCAGCGUCUUUAUCGACGGCCGAGUGGUCAGCCAGGUAAAAAUGUAAUGUUAGAGUGCAUCUUAUUUCCGAUUUCCAACUCAGGCACAGAACAUUAAGUUAGGACUUAGGAGUUAAGAUUACUGAUUACUACUCCGUAUUAUUUUAAGUAGCUCCUUCACUUCUUCUUUAGUUAAUUGUUAGGGACUGCGGAAGAGUGGUUCGCAUUUUUGUUCUGUUUCUCAUUUCUAAAUAUAAUGUCAGUUUAUUUUGAAGAGUGUUCCUUGUUCCCACUUCCCAGAAUACUGUUAGGAGCUGGGAAAGCGUGAUUCUUUCUUUUCUGUUUCUAAAUAUAAUGUUAGUGUAAGUUGUUUGCAUAUUUAUAUUUUCCCCACAAUUCCCAAUUUCCCAUUGUUUAUAGGGAAAGUAACUUUAUAUGUUACCUACUAUCACUCAUAAAUCAAUAAUAAUGAACACUUUGGAAAUUAUUUCUAAUAAUACCAACUAUUUGAAUAUCUAACAAAAAUAAUACGGAGCCGUUUUUUUACUAGAAAUCCAGUCAGUUAAGACAUCAAAAAAUUGAUAUCAACCCAUCAAGAGCAUUUUUUGUUCCUUUUGGCUGUUGCAUCUUGGCACUGGGUUGGUGUUUCAAUUUUGAGUUUGUGACGUUCUGGCUGCUUAACAGCUUCACUUUGAUGCUCAUUUACCUUCUAGUAAUUGGUAAAUCGAGUUAACUACUUGAACCGUUUUUUUUAAGCAUGAUUUUUCAAUCAACUAGUUUCAUACUUUCAAUUCUUUAGCUCUCAAUAACAGCUGAAUGAGUUGAUGAUUUGAUGUAAUAAAAAUGAUAUGAUACAUUACUGAUGUAAAUAUGCUUAUGACUAAUAAUUUUGUAGCAAUGAAAUAUUGGAAGUAUGUAGAACUUUCCAUCCAUGGUUAGUUUAAUUUGCAAAUGUUGAAAAAUUAGUAUCUUAUUUGAUCUUAGCAUUUUAAUCUAAAUUUUAGUAUUGUAACGUUGUGCUUGUUUACUUAACUUCAAUGAUUUGGUCCCUUGAAUUUAUCUUGCAUUGGGCCAGGAGAAUGGUUUGUUCAUCAAUGAUCUGACUAUCCAAUUCUGAUUAGUGUUUGUUACUAGCAGAGAAUAUUUGGGUUGCGUAACUACUCAAGAUGACAAGUGAAGAAGUUGGACAAGAGCAAGACAAUUCGUUCCCCGAUGGCUUCAAUUCGAAUUAUCUUAAAGUUUAUUAUGGAAAGCUUUUUCCAUAUGUUGAUAUGUUUAAAUGGCUUUCUUAUGGAAAUGAUGGAAAGCAUCCUGGAUGUGACCAGUCAUACUUUGGACGUAGAGAAUUUUCAUUCACUUUAGAUAAUAACAUAUAUCUGCGGUUUCAAUCAUUCAACAAUGCUUAUGAUUUGGAAAAAUCCAUCAAGGAGAAGUGUCCGUUCAAAAUUGACAUUGGAGCUGUUUAUAAUGUGGAUCCAGCAAAAAGGCAUGCCUAUGCACAAGGCGAUAAUAGCUUCACGCCGAUUGAGAAGGAGCUGGUCUUCGAUAUAGAUAUAUCAGAUUAUGAUGACGUCAGGUAUUGCUGCAAAGAAGCUAAUACUUGCUCUAACUGCUGGACACUGAUGACAGUUGCUAUUAAAGUCAUUGAUACUUCUCUCAGAGAGGACUUUGGUUUCAAUCACAUCCUUUGGGUUUACAGUGGUCGGCGUGGUGUCCAUUGUUGGGUAUGUGAUGUAAAAGCUAGAAGGUUGAAUAAUGAACAAAGGGCUGCUGUAGCUGAUUACUUUCGUGUCUACAAGGGAAACGAGAAUAGCAAUCGAAAAGUUUCUCUCAUGGGUCCAACACUUCAUCCUUUCCUCGUGAGAUCAUACACAGAUGUCUUGAAGGAUUUUUUUGAGAAAAGACUGCUUGUAAGUCAAAAUUUGCUCUCAAGCCAGGAAAGAUGUGAGGAGAUGCUGAAAUUGAUUCCUGAUGAGCAUAUUGCAUCUGAACUCAGGUCAAGGUGGCAGGAAAAUAAACGUGUCAAAGAGGAUAUUAAUGUUUACAGAUGGGAACAACUAAAACACCUGCUACAAUCUGGUAAACACAAGGCCCAGGGGAUUCGCAGGUGUGUUGAAGAGAUUGUGUUUUCUUUUGCCUACCCCAGGCUUGAUAUGGAGGUUUCAAGAAAAUUGAAUCAUUUAUUGAAAGCACCAUUCUGCGUGCACCCCCAAACAGGCCGUGUCUGUAUUCCUAUUGACCCCAAUGAAUGUGAGGAAUUUGACCCUUCUGCUGUGCCAACUCUUUCACAACUUCUUGGAGAACUUAACAGGGGAGGCUCUAGAGCUGAGAUGAAUAAUGUUCCAGAAUGGGAUGGAACCUCACUCGGGAAAUCAGUCACAUAUUUCAGAAAUUCCUUCUUGCAACCCUUGCUAAAAUCCUGCAAGGAUGAUAUAGAAAGCCGGUACAGUGAGAAAGUUCAACACGGAAAGAACUUGCUAAGCUGGUAGUGCUAUUAUAUUCCUAUAUAUCUAUAAAUAUAAUAUCAGUCAUCUCUUGUUCUUCUUACAAGUGUCCUUUGUAAGGUAUAUAAAACAUGACAGCUAUGUAUGUACUCUAAUAUACGGAGUAUAUGGUUGGGAAGAUUGUAAUAUGCACUCCAAUCAUUGUUCAGACAUUAAAGAAGUUGGUAGUGUAUCUGUUUAACUGUGUGAUUGCUUGCUUCUUUCAUUAAUGAAGACAUCCACA